Messenger RNA from Mytilus californianus (California mussel), 3381 nucleotides. RefSeq lists its product as uncharacterized. The coding region runs from base 457 to 3381 and encodes 974 amino acids. The record is from RefSeq and is a predicted model, not a curated record. Lineage: Eukaryota; Metazoa; Mollusca; Bivalvia; Mytilida; Mytilidae. The transcript is spliced from 3 exons.
CAUAAUCAUCCGGAACAAAUCGUACUGAACCGAUUUCUUACAUCACCGUACGCCUUUAAUUCCUGUGACACCGUCUGUUUCAAUAUUUCAACACAUGUAACAUGGACGACAUUUAAUUUUCUGAGGAAAUCGAGACAUAUCACUGUCAAUUUACCACAAACAAUCUACUGACUACUUGUAAACCUUUCUGGUGGAAUAUUAUAAUUACAAUUUUUGAAACAAGUUGUGUUCUUUAUAUAUUUGCCGAGAUUGCGAUACAGUCACCUGGUUAAGCUAGCUGAGUCAGGCUCAGCAUAGUAAAUUGACAACAACUUGUCUACACAUCUCCUGAACAGGAAAUACAACGGAGCAUCGUUCGUAGCUGUUACCUUGACACUACGCAACACAGCUUGUGCGUCCUAGGCAGCAAACCAACAACGUUGAACAAACAUUGCCUACUUCUAGUUGAUUUACAUCAUGGAUCCCAGUCACGAACAGCAAGAAGAGGUUCAGCCCCCUGAGGGAGAUGUCCCUAAAGAACUAGAAGAAAAUCCGUCUGAUAACACACAUUUAGAUGAAAAUGCCGAGACUAGGCGAGUACGUGAACUUACCGAAAAGGGACAGGGAGCCUUUAUAGAAAAACGUGACAAGUUCUAUCACGACUUAGAGGCCCUAUGGUCAAACCUAGAAUCUCAGUUAUCAGAAACGACCAAGCCUCCUAACGACCUCCAGCAAUUGCUAACAUCACAAGAUAAAAUUGUACAAGCCUGUACUAAUUAUCGCAGGCUCACAGACGAGUACUUGAAAUUUCUCAAAAAUACAAGAACAUUAGACAGCCUUCAAGACAUUGAUACGUGCAAAUUUUCAACGGAUAUCCGAAUGUCUAAAGUCGACCUGGCAAUUGAAACUUUACACGAGCAUCGCCUUACCCUCACAAAGGCUAAAUCUACAAAAACGAGGACAUCUAAGGGCAAGAACACCUCGCAUAGUGGGAGCUCAAACGUCUCUGACAUGUCAAGCCUAGCACGGAGAAAGCGUGCAAAGGCAGAGUCCGCUAGAUCAAGGAUAGCCUUUGCCGAGCAACAAGCUGCCCUCUUAAAGCAGGAGGCCGUAUUAGAGGAACAGACCCUAUACAGACAAACAGAAAUCAAGGCCAAGAUAGAACAAGAAGCCAUCCGUGCAAAACAAGAGGCCACACGUAGAAUUGCUGAGGCUGCUCACCUGAAAGCUCGAAUUGAACAGGAGGAGGAGCACAUCAAAGCUGAAAAAGAACAGGAGGCCGUUCGCAGGAAAACUCAAAUGGAACAGGAAGCAGCACGUGCGGUCCGAGAAAAAGCCGAACUUAGGGCUGCUAUGAAGAUUCUCGAAGCAAAAAGAGAAGCUGCAGCCGCAGAAGCCGAGGCUCGUAUCCUGGAAUACGACGGCAGCCAAGCAGUUAGCGAUCUCCUUGACGAAACGGAAGACCCUCUCCAGCGUGUGCAAGAUUUCGUCAAUAAACAUCCUGUACUAACUGCUGUAAAGGAAGUAACAGGUCCUCAAAAGAUGAGACAAAGUCCUGUUAAGAUUGAGCUGAGUCAUGAAGCACCAGCGUUCGUGCCAUCCGUGGCACUCAACUUGCCGCCACAGACAUCUGCUGUUUUGCCUUCCGAUACCAAGUCACCGGAAGUUACCUUAAUCCCAGAUCUGGGAAUAGUAACCGGCAUACAAAAACUAGGCCUUUCGGAGGAGAUCCCUACUGAACACCAAAAACAAGGCGUAAUAGAAGAGACCCCUGUUGCAUACCAGCAACAAAUCAAUCCUACGUCGGAGAUAACCAGAUUUCUCCUACGCAAGGACCUGCUGUUCUCCCGGCUAACAAGCUUUAAUGACCGGGCAGAAUCCUUUCAUACAUGGAAAGCAAGCUUUAAGAACGUGACAGACGAGUUACAAGUUAGUGACUCAGAACAGAUUGAUCUUCUGAUCAAGUGGCUCGGUCCAGAAUCUGCUAAACAUGCCAUUAGCAUACGAGCGUCGAAUGCCAAUAAUCCUACAAAAGGCAUACAAAGGUUAUGGCAGAGACUGGAUGAGCGAUAUGGUGCUCCAGAAAUGUUGGAGGCCUCUCUCACAAGUAAACUCGUCAACUUCCCUACCUUGACGAACAAAGAUAGCGCACGUCUUUAUGACUUGUCCGAUAUUCUAUCAGAAAUAGAGUAUCACAAAGAAAAUCCCAAGCUGGGAUGUUUGCUAGCAUAUUUUGACUCUUCGUCCGGGAUAAAUCCUAUUGUUGAAAAGUUACCAUACGGACUCCAAGAAAAGUGGAUAACAAGGGCUACAAGAUACAAGUCUAAAUAUGAAGUUGCCUUUCCACCUUUCACAGAAUUCUCUGCCUUCAUCAGGGAAAUUAGCAAAACAAAGAAUGAUCCUGGGUUCAUUUUUGGGUCAAAAGCCACACCAAAUACAAAAGGUGCUGCGCCAAGGUUCACGUCUCACCCCAAGACUAAAGUUGGUGCUCAUAAAACAGCGGUUGAGCAGCAAUCAAGAGACGCCAGCAAACAAGGUCUUUGUAUUCUGCACAAUACAAAGCAUUCCUUAAAUGAAUGUCGAGCGUUCCGAGCCAAGUCAAUAGAGGAACGCAAAGGACUUUUGAAACAAAACAAUGUCUGUUAUAAGUGUUGCGAUUCCACCACACACAGAAGCCGGGAAUGUAAUGCACGCAUAAGUUGUAAAGAAUGUGGAAGUAAACAACACACUACCGCACUUCACAUUACUAGACCACAGCAACCUGCAAGUUCUCAGUCUAGCUCGCCCAAGCAAGCCUAUGGCGGGGAGCCUACAGAAUCGGCUGAAACUAAGUCAACCUCAGUUAAUUCUACCUGUACCGAGAUUUGCAAGGAAACAUAUAGCGGGAAAUCUUGUGUUAAAAUACUACCUGUGAAUGUUUAUCACAAGAAUAACCAGGACAAAGUUAUCCGGAUGUACGCCAUCAUUGAUGAUCAAAGCAACCGGUCACUAGCAUCGCCCGAAUUCUUCAAUCUUUUCGACGUAAAAGACAAACCGGAGAAUUAUACCUUAUCAACAUGCUCCGGCAGAGUAGUCACUUCCGGGAAAAGAGGAAGAGGUUUUGUCAUGGAAUCAAUAAAUGGAAAUGACAAAUUUGACCUGCCGGUACUGAUAGAAUGUGAUCAUGUUCCCAAUAAUAGGGACGAAAUACCUACUCCUGAAGUCACAAUGCACCACCCUCAUUUAAAAGAACUUAGAGGUAGCAUUCCACCGAUAGAGGAAAAUUGCCAAAUUCUUCUCUUAAUUGGCAGAGACCUUAUAGAGGCACACCAUGUCCUUGACCAGCGCAUAGGACCACCCAGAACUCCAUAUGCACAACAAUUGAAACUGGUUUACCACAAACAAUCUACUGACUACUUGUAA